ACAUCAACACAGACCCAUCUUCCACCACGAACAAGGCUCUGUCCGCAAAUGGCCUCGGCUCUCCCCUCCCCUUCCGCGCUCUCGUCCAUCGCCUCCUCCGCCGCCGUGGCAGUCGCCAAGCCGCCUCCGAAACCCUUCCUCAAGCCGCACCACAAGCCCCUCUCCACCACUCUUACGGCCGCCGCUGCCGCCGCCGCCGCCGCCGCCGUCCUACUCUCCGCCGCCCCGGCCCCGUCCUUCGCUGACCCGAUGUUCAACCUUUACUACGGCACCGCCGCCAGCGCGGCCAACUACGGCGGAUACGGUGGGAACGCGGACAAGAAGGCCACCGCGGAGUACACGUACGAGGUCCCCGAGGGGUGGAAGGAGCGGCUGGUGUCCAAGGUCGAGAAGGGCACCAACGGCACCGACAGCGAGUUCUACAACCCCAAGAAGCGCUCCGAGCGCGAGUAUCUCACCUUCCUCUCCGGUUUCCGGGCGUUGGCCCCCGUCGACGCCGUCCUCUCCAACCUCGCCCUCUCCGACGUGGGCCUGCAGGACCAGAUCGCCACCGCCGACGAGGUACGCUCCCAGGAGCGCAAGGACGACGAUGGGCAGCUGUACUACGCCUACGAGAUCGAGGGAGCAGGCUCCCACAGCCUGAUAUCCGUCACUUGCGCCCGCAACAAGCUGUACGCCCACUUCGUCACCGCGCCCAAUCUCGACUGGACCCGCGACCAGGACAUGCUCCGUCGACUUCACGACUCCUUCAAGACUGUCGAUCCAUCUUCUUCGUAGCUUCUUUCCAUCCCCAAUUAUAUGAUACUCCAAUGCUACUCCAGAGUGCGGUAUUCCCCCACUGCUCUCUUAUGGUUCCUUCGUUUCCUCUCUGUACUGUUCUGCUUCUUGUUCAUCGUGAGAACUAGAAUGUGAAUUGAAAUAGUCUUUUUGGGAAGCACUGUAUAGUUCUGUACUUUAAUAUGCACAAAAAAGCACAUUGUGUUCA
Musa acuminata AAA Group (dessert banana) is the source of this 985-nucleotide messenger RNA. Its product is annotated as thylakoid lumenal 19 kDa protein, chloroplastic-like. The transcript has a single exon. Lineage: Eukaryota; Viridiplantae; Streptophyta; Magnoliopsida; Zingiberales; Musaceae. The record is from RefSeq and is a predicted model, not a curated record. Bases 49 to 777 code for a protein of 242 amino acids.